AUGGCUGGAUCUGGAGGUGGUGAGCUGAGAGCUCCGAUCUUCAAUGGUGAGAACUAUGAGUUCUGGAGCAUACGGAUGAAAACCAUCUUCAAGUCUCAUGGGCUUUGGGAAUUCGUUGAGAAAGGGGUAGAGAUCUCAGAUUCGAAGGGAUCUGCUGGAUCUGAUGAGAAGAAGAAAGACAAGGAGGACUCAAGUGAUGCUGUGAAGAUAUCUUUCACAGAGGCACUUAUGAAAGAUGCUAAGGCUCUGGGUCUGAUCCAAGGAGCAGUUUCUGAGGAAAUUUUUCCUAGGAUUGCUCAUGAAGAAACCUCGAAGGGAGCCUGGAAUCUCUUGAUGCGAGAAUUUCAUGGAGAUAAACAGGUGAGAGGUGUAAAAUUACAAAGUUUACGAAGAGAUUUUGAAUAUACUAGGAUGAGAGAUGAUGAAUCUUUGUCUGCUUACCUUGCAAAACUAUUUGAUCUUAUAAACCAAAUGAGAAGUUAUGGUGAGGACUUAUCUAAGGGACGAGUAGUGCAGAAACUGUUGAUUAGUUUGCCUGCAAUGUAUGAUCCGAUAUGUUCUGUGAUUGAGCACUCAAGGGAUAUAGAUACAAUUGAAGUUCAAGAGGUUGUUGCCUCAUUAAAAGGUUUUGCACAGAGAUUGGAGAGACACACUGAGCCUAAAACUGAGAAAGCAUUUGCUAGUCUCAGUGUGAAUUCUAAAACUGAUAAAACUACAGGAAAGCAAAGUGCAAAAGAUCAUAAGAAUUGGAAAGAUAAAGGAAGAAAAUGGGAUAACAAACCCAUUGAUGGAGCUAAAAAUCCUUGCAAGCAUUGUGGUAAGCUGCAUUUUGGAGAAUGUCGUUUCAAGGGCAAACCAAAGUGCUAUAAUUGUGAUAAGCUUGGUCACAUUGCAAAGGAUUGUUAUAGCAAGAAAUCUGUGCAGCAGGUUAACUAUGCAACUCAAGCUUCCACUGCACCAACUAUGUUUUUUGUCAACAAUGCAGCUGAUAAAAGGCCUAUGGAAGAUGUGUGGUACUUGGACAGUGGUUGUAGUAACCACAUGACUGGCAGGGAAGAUGUUCUGAUUGAUAUUGAUAGAAGUAUAACUGCAAAAGUUGCAAUGGGAACAGGACAGUUAGUUGAUGUCUUGGGAAAAGGAAGUUUGGUAGUUGAUACAAAGAUGGGAAAAAGAUAUAUCAAGGAAGUAAUGCUUGUAUCUGGUCUUAAGGAGAAUUUGCUUAGUGUUGGACAGAUGAUGGAGCAUGGAUAUUUUCUUAUCUUUGGAGAUAGCAAAGCAGAUGUCUAUGAUGAUGGCUCACUGUCUAAUCUGGUGGCUAGAGUUCAGAUGAAAGGGAAUAGAAGUUUUCCUUUAAAUCCGCACACAGAGUUACAAGUAGCAUUAAAAGCAAGUGUAUGUCAAUCAACUCUGACUUGGCAUAGGAGAAUGGGACAUCUAAACUUCAACAGUUUGAAAUUACUGCAGAAUGAAGGAAUGGUGCUAGGACUGCCAGAGAUUAAAACCACAAGUCAUGUGUGUGAAGGGUGCACUUUUGGAAAGCAUUGCAGGGAGUCUUUUCCAAAAGAAGCUACAAGCAGAGCUGCAUUUCCACUUGAGUUGGUACACACAGAUGUGUGUGGACCAAUGCAAACUGCUACGAAGUCAGGAAAUAGGUAUUUUCUCACAUUCAUAGAUGAUAGAACUCGAAUGUGUUGGAUAUAUUUUCUGAGAUACAAAUCUGAAGUAUUUAGUGUGUUUAAAAAGUUUAAAGCUAUGGUUGAAUUGCAAAGUGGCUAUAAACUGAAAAAAUUAAGAAGUGAUAGAGGGGGUGAGUAUACUUCUACAGAAUUCAGCAAGUUUUGUGAUGACAUGGGAAUGGAAAGGCAGCUGACAGUUGCUCAUUCUCCACAGCAGAAUGGUGUAGCUGAAAGGAAGAAUAGAUCAAUUGUUGAAAUGGCAAAAUGUAUGAUGUUUGAGAAGAAAAUGCCUCUGGAAUUUUGGGCUGAAGCAGUUAACACUGCUGUAUAUGUAUUGAAUAGAUGUCCUACUAAAGCUUUAGAGAAGAAAACACCCUUUGAAGCUUAUAGUGGAAGAAAACCAGGGAUCAAGCAUCUAAGAGUGUUUGGUUCCUUGUGUUAUGCUCAGAUUCCAGAGCAGCAGAGACAGAAGUUUGAUCAAACUAGCACAAGGUGUGUGUUUCUUGGUUAUGGCAGCUGUGAAAAAGGUUACAGGUUAUACAAUCUUGAAUCGGGCAAAGUGAUCAUUUCUAGAGAUGUUAUUUUUAAUGAGGAAAGUAGUUGGGACUGGAAUGCACAAAAAGAAUCCAGCAUUUCAAUUCCACUCACUGAUGUUGUUGCUGAGAAUGGAAAAGAGAUUGAUGAGGCAUAUGGAGUUCAAACAGAAAUGGCUGAAGAAAAUGAAGCAGAACACACUGAAGCUGUCACAGGUCCUCAGGAGUUUGAUCACACUCCUAGAAAAUUUAAAAGUAUAGCUGAAGUUUAUGAAAGAUGUAAUGUGUGUAUAAUUGAACCUGAGUCAUUUGAAGAAGCUGUCAAGGAUGAUUCAUGGCAGAAAGCAAUGGAAAAUGAGAUUCAUAUGAUAGAGAAGAAUGACACUUGGGAUUUGGUUGAUAGACCAUCGGAUAAACCAGUCAUUGGGGUUAAAUGGGUGUAUAAAACCAAGUUAAACUUGGAUGGUUCUGUUCAAAAGAAUAAAGCAAGGCUGGUGGCAAAGGGCUACUCUCAAAAGCCUGGGAUAGACUUCAAUGAGACGUUUGCACCAGUGGCAAGGCUUGACACAAUUCGGAUUUUGGUAGCUUUGGCUGCACAGAAAGGGUGGAAACUGUUUCAGUUGGAUGUUAAAUCGGCUUUUCUGAAUGGAGUGUUACAUGAAGAAGUUUAUGUUGAUCAACCACCUGGUUUUGUGGUUAAGAACAGAGAGGAUGGAGUUUACAGAUUGAAGAAAGCUUUGUAUGGUCUUAAACAAGCCCCAAGAGCUUGGUAUGAAGAGAUUAACUCUUAUUUUGAGAAGUCUGGUUUCAGGAGAAGUCUUAGUGAGGCAACUCUGUAUGUGAAGUCUGCAAAGAGUGGAAUUCUUAUAGUUUCACUUUAUGUGGAUGACAUCAUCUAUACUGGAAGUUCUAAGGAGCUACUAUUGGAUUUCAAGACUGAAAUGAUGAAACAAUAUGAGAUGACAGAUCUUGGCCUGUUACAUCAUUUUCUGGGGUUAGGAGUGAUACAGACUGAAGCCUAUAUUUUCUUGCAUCAAAAGAAAUAUGCAAAGACUCUUUUGGAUAGGUUUGGUCUCAAGGAUUGCAAGGCAUGUGCUACUCCUCUUGCAGUGAAUGAGAAGUUGUCUAAGCAGGAUGGCAGUGAACAGGCAGAUGAGAGUUUAUAUAGGCAGGUAGUGGGAAGCUUGUUGUAUCUGACUGCAACAAGGCCUGAUAUUAUGUUUGCAGCCAGUCUAUUAGCUAGAUUUAUGCAUGGUCCUACCAGAAAACACAUGGGAACUGCUAAGAGAGUUCUUAGGUACAUUCAAGGUACACUAGAUUAUGGCAUAGUCUAUGAAAGAGGAGAGGAAGCAGUGCUAAUUGGCUAUUGUGAUAGUGAUUGGUCAGGGAGUGAGGAGGAUAUGAAGAGCACCUCUGGAUAUGCAUUUCACCUUGGUUCUGGUGUCUUUUCUUGGGCAUCAGUUAAGCAAAGCAGUGUGGCUCUCUCCACUGCAGAAGCUGAAUAUGUGAGUGCAGCUGAAGCAACUGCACAAGCAAUGUGGUUGAGGUUUGUUCUCUCAGAUUUUGGUGAAGAACAGAUCAUCUCAACAUCAAUUCUCUGUGAUAAUACCUCAGCUAUUGCUAUAGCAAAGAAUCCUGUGCACCAUCACAAGACAAGGCAUAUCAAUAGGAGAUUUCAUUUUAUCCGAGAUGCCUUGCAAAAUGGAGAAAUUGAUUUACUGUAUUGCAAGACAGAAGAACAGACUGCUGAUAUUUUUACCAAAGCUCUAGCCAGAGAUCGGUUUGAGUAUUUGAGGAAGAAGCUUGGUGUUAUUUCAGCUAAACACUUAGAAGGGAGUGUUGAAAUAUAA
Messenger RNA from Prunus armeniaca (apricot), 4059 nucleotides. The record is from the annotation of a GenBank genome assembly. NCBI's taxonomy places the organism in Eukaryota, Viridiplantae, Streptophyta, Magnoliopsida, Rosales, Rosaceae.